Hibiscus syriacus is the source of this 3139-nucleotide messenger RNA. RefSeq names its product mechanosensitive ion channel protein 6-like. The record is from RefSeq and is a predicted model, not a curated record. Gene Ontology annotation, biological process: transmembrane transport; monoatomic anion transport. Gene Ontology annotation, molecular function: mechanosensitive monoatomic ion channel activity. The transcript has 5 exons. Lineage: Eukaryota; Viridiplantae; Streptophyta; Magnoliopsida; Malvales; Malvaceae. Bases 285 to 2957 code for a protein of 890 amino acids. Gene Ontology annotation, cellular component: plasma membrane.
UUCCUCCGCUCUCUCUGCCUAAGGUUUUAAUUUUUUUCCCAUCUUUUCCGCUCCUUCACCCUCUCAUUACACGAGUAGACAAGGAAAAAGAAAAGGGUUUUCUUGCACUUUCUCAGGAAUCAAACACCGACCUGCAUCUUUCCACCACCCUGAUAAAAAAAGUUUGCAUCUUUGAACUCAGACUGUCUUCUCCAUUAAAUACUUCUGACCCCAUUUUUUAAUUUAUUUUUUCUUCACAUUAUAUGGUUCUUUGUCUGUUUAUACUGGCUUAAGAUCAGCAAAUCAUGGCCGUUAAUUCGGGAGACCGGAAAGAAGUCAUCUUGAAAAUCGAGGACAGAAACAAUGACGGUAGUAUUCCUGCUUCCGGCGGAGCAUCCAACGCCGCCGCCGGUGGAGGUAAGAUUUUGAGAGAGUCAACGUAUGAUUUCUGGAACGACGAUGAGAAAACCGAAAGUAGCUGGAAGAAAGCGAACUUGAACAUGAACGGUACUGGCAGCAGUGGUAAUAACAGUAACAUGGAAAGCGAAGACUUUGAAUUCAUGCAAAGCAAGCAAGCAGCAACGGAAGAUCCGCCGUCGAAGUUAAUUGGUCAGUUUCUGCAUAAGCAAAAAGCUUCAGGUGAGUUCUCAUUGGAUAUGGAUCUGGAAAUGGAUGAACUUAAUGAGCCACCCCAUCUCGGCGGUGUGCUGCCUGCAGUGGCUGAAUCACCGUCACCUUCGGCGGCUGCUGUUCAAAGGGUGUCUUUUGAAAACCAUCCUGUAAGAAGAAGACAGAGUAAAGGAUCACCAUCUCCAAGAAAAGAAGACGACGGGGUUGUAAAAUGUAGCUCAAACUCUUCUUCUAAAAGAAGUGAAGGUGGUACUUUUCAAAGGAAAUCAAGCUUGUUUGUAAACAGGACAAAGUCCAGGUUGAUGGACCCUCCACCGCCAGAAAAAGGGGAGCCAAAGUCUGCCAAAUCAGGAGCAGGGAAGUCAAGGCAGAUAACGAGAUCUGGGUUUCUUGGGAAAAGCAUGGAGGAAGAAGAGGAUGAUCCAUUGCUUGAAGAAGAUUUGCCUGAUGAGUACAAGAAAGAUAAAUUCAGUGUUCUGGUUUUGCUUGAAUGGUUAAGUUUGAUUUUGAUUAUUGCUGCUUUUGUUUGUAGUCUUACAAUUCCUUAUCUAAAGAAGAAAAGCCUAUGGAAGCUCAUGUUAUGGAAAUGGGAAGUUAUGGUUUUGGUAUUAAUAUGUGGUAGAUUGGUUUCAGGUUGGAUAAUAAAGAUAAUUGUGUUUUUUAUAGAGAGGAAUUUUCUUUUGAGGAAAAGGGUAUUGUAUUUUGUUUAUGGAGUGAGGAAACCAGUUCGAAAUUGCUUGUGGUUAGGGUUGGUUUUGAUUGCUUGGCAUUUCUUGUUUGACAAGAAGCUUCAAAAGGAAACGAAGAGUUCGGUCCUUCAAUAUGUGACCAAAGUUUUGGUUUGUCUUUUGAUUGGUGUGAUGGUGUGGCUAGUAAAGACUCUCUUGGUUAAGGUAUUAGCAUCAUCUUUUCAUGUGAGUACUUACUUCGAUCGAAUCCAGGAUUCUUUGUUCAUUCAGUAUGCAAUCGAGACGCUUUCAGGUCCUCCCUUGGUUGAGAUUCAAAGGGCAGAGGAGGAGGAAGAAAGAAUAGCGAAUGAGAUUAUGAACCUGCAGAAAGCCGGUGCCACAGUUCCUCCUGGGCUCAAGACGUCCACAGUUUCAUCACCCCAUUACGGGAAACAGAUAGGGAGCGGGCGGAUCCAGAAAACUCCCCGAGAAAAAAGCCCUAUGCUGUCACCGCUUUCUGCCAGGACAGGAGAUAAGGAUGAUCAAGGGAUUACUAUUGACCACUUGCACAAACUGAAUCAUAAAAAUGUAUCUGCUUGGAAUAUGAAAAGAUUGAUGAAUAUAAUCCGCCAUGGAGCUCUUUCCACUUUAGAUGAGCAGAUCCAACAUUCAUCUUAUGAAGAUGAGUCUGCGGGACAAAUUAGAAGUGAAUACGAGGCAAAAGUUGCAGCAAGGAAAAUUUUCCAGAAUGUUGCUAAGCCGGGAUCCCGGUUCAUAUACUUGGAGGACAUCGAACGUUUUCUGCAAGAAGACGAGGCUUUGAAGACAAUGAGUCUCUUUGAAGGUGCAUCUGAAAGCAAGAAAAUUAGCAAGAAAGCCCUCAAGAAUUGGGUGGUCAAUGCUUUUAGAGAACGAAGGGCACUUGCCUUGACAUUGAACGAUACCAAAACAGCUGUGAACAAACUUCAUCGGAUGAUAAACUUUCUGAUUGGCAUCAUCUUAUUGGUUAUUUGGCUCCUCAUACUUGGAAUUGCCACCAGUAAAGUUCUUGUUUUUAUUAGCUCUCAACUGCUUCUUGUCGCAUUCAUAUUUGGAAACACCUGCAAGACCGUAUUUGAAGCUAUUAUAUUCUUGUUUGUUAUGCACCCGUUCGAUGUUGGUGACAGGUGUGAAAUUGAUGGAGUUCAGAUGAUCGUGGAGGAAAUGAACAUCUUAACUACUGUUUUCUUAAGAUACGAUAACCAGAAGAUCAUAAUACCGAACAGUGUCUUGGCUACUAAGGCCAUACAUAACUACUACCGUAGCCCCGACAUGUUAGAGAUAGUUGAAUUCCUCAUCCAUGUGAAAACUCCUGCAGAAAGGAUUGGUCUCAUGAAGCAGAGGAUAUUGAGUUACAUCGAGCUUAAGAGUGACCACUGGUAUCAAGAUACGAUGAUAGUAUUUAAGGAACUCGAAGUGUUGAAUCGAGUAAGGAUAGCGAUAUGGGUGACGCAUAGAAUGAACCACCAAGACAUGGGAGAGAGGUAUACAAGGAGGGCUCUCUUGGUGGAAGAGCUGGUUAAGAUCUUCAACGACUUGGAUAUUAAAUACCGCUUGUACCCGAUCGACAUCAAUGUCUGUGGCAUGCCUCCCGUGGCAUCGGAUCGCCUUCCUCCGACUUGGACUGGACCUGCCAGCUGAACAAGGUAACAACCAAAAUUAGGACACCACAUUUUACUGCCUCUGUGACAUUGUUUUCCUGGAUAUGUUUACAGGUAGAUAAAUCGUUCCUAUUAGAUUAUUAGAUACCGAAUUUCUUAUAUAAAUUGUAUGUUUUUGGUAGAUUGAACAAAGUCUGAUUUACUAGAUCAUUCUUAAUGCUC